CACAACACAACAUCAGCCCCUCGCAGCAUCCGCAUCUCACGGCCAGGAGGACCAGGAGCACAUCUUCAUCUAAGCAUCCAUUCCACAACUGCCCACCACCGUCUGCGCACCGCCGACACAGGCGCCUUCAUCCAACGCUUGCUAUUUUGUUUUCGCAUCGGCUCGGAUUAUUUUCUUUGUUGCAAUUUAUAUUCUCCGAGAUGGUUUUAUGUUUUUAAUCUCGUCUUGUGAGGAAAAACAGACUUGGGACGCGGAGCAUCAUCGUUACAGCGCAAUCCUAUUCUCUGUGAGCAGGAGAUCUGCAGUGGCCAUCCGGAGACGCAGAGAGCUGAAAUACAACAGAGGCUGUUUAAGUCGAGGUGAUCGUUAUCCCCCCCAGAGAGCUUCCCACCGGACUAUUUCCUCCUAGGCUUUAGAUGCCCAGCGGCAGCCUGUAGCCCGGGACUCCCAGCUCCCCCAAGCAUUGAGGCUUUGAGACCCCCAGGAUCUCCCCUGGCAGACGCUCUUCUGACCCAGUGCGGCUACAGCCCCUGGACGCCUCCCCGCAGUCACCAUGGGAACCGUGCUGUCUUUGUCACCUAGCUACCGAAAGGCGGCUCUCUUCGAGGAUGGACCGGCCACUGUGGGCCACUACACAGCUGUCCAGAACAGCAAGAACGCCAAAGACAAGAACCUGAAGCGCCACUCGCUCAUCAAUGUGCUCCCGUGGAAGCGGAUUGUAGCAGUGUCAGCCAAGAAGAAAGGCUCCAAGAAGGUGCAGCCCAACGGCAACUACCAGAACAAUGUCACCCACCUGAACAAUGAAAACCUGAAGAAGUCGCAGUCAUGCGCCAACCUGUCCUCCUUCACCCAGGAUCAGAGCACUCCGGCUCUCACCAAGAGCUCCAACACAACAGUAUCGUCCGUCAAGAAGGCCCCUCUGGCCAACUCCAAUGCGGCCCCCGGGACCCCUAAGAGAGUGAUUGUCCAGGCCUCCACCAGUGAGCUGCUGCGCUGCCUCGGGGAGUUUCUGUGCCGGCGUUGCUACCGGCUGAAACACCUGUCACCCACUGACCCAGUGCUGUGGCUGCGCAGCGUGGACCGCUCCCUGCUGCUCCAAGGCUGGCAGGACCAGGGCUUCAUCACCCCUGCCAACGUGGUCUUUGUCUACAUGCUGUGCCGUGAUGUGGUCUCCUCCGAGGUGGCCACAGAGCACGAGCUGCAGGCCGUGCUGCUUACCUGCCUGUACCUGUCUUACUCCUACAUGGGCAACGAGAUCUCCUACCCUCUCAAGCCCUUCUUGGUGGAGAGCUCCAAGGAGACCUUCUGGGACCGCUGCCUGUCCAUCAUCAACCUGAUGAGCGCGAAGAUGCUCCAGAUCAACUCCGACCCGCACUACUUCACUCAGGUGUUCGCUGACCUGAAGAAUGAGAGCCAGAAGGAGGAGGAGAGGAGCCGCCUGCUCAUCGGCCUGGACCGGUGAGGGGAUGCUGGGGGGGAGGAGAGGGUUCAGAGGAGGAGGGGGGUACUCCAGUCUGGCAUUUUGACAAGUUUGGAAGAUUAUUUGUGAUGCAGUUUAUUUAUUAUUGUCCAAACUGUGGUGGGAGGAGGCUAAUUAGGAAGUAUUUGACAUUUAUAACACCUUUGUAUCUGGUAAGAGAAUCUACAGCUCUGCAGCGGGGUUCAGUGAUUGCAUCUGACAGAUAACAGUUGCAAUAGUCACCUAAAAAUGGGGCAUAGUGUUUAAAAAGCAAGAGCACUAAUCCGCCUCUUCUUGAAUACAUGUUAUCAUGGAGGCCAGAUUCUAUUUUCAAACGAGCAAAGGGCGGAUUUCCUGUAAACUUGAGAAUGAAAGCUUUUUUGACAAUGAUAUAUAAACAAAACAAAAAAAUGCCAGACUUGGGUAAAUCCUUUGCUAACGUACAGAUAUAUAUAUCUAUAUGGAAAAAAAAAAACAAUUCAGACAAAAAGACACACACACACACGAAAAAAAACAAAAAAAACAUUAGAAAAGGAAGCAUACAUCUACAGCAAUGAAUGUGGACAGGACUGAGGCUGCAGCAGCCUACCAGUGACCUGCUGACUGUUUGACGAUGUGAUGUGCACUGCCUACUGCAGGAGGGUGAGGGCCAUCGCCUGACUGGCUUUCUUCAUGCAUCACGGAUGAACAGGCAUCCCCCGGCUGCAAACCCUGGCUCUUUGGAAUGCCAACACCACGUCCCCUCCAUUAAUACGGAUACGGCAGGACUUUUUCUUUUUGCUGCGAUGCAUAUCUGAGGGAACAGCAGGGGCCUUCAGUGCUGGAUCCAUACUUUUUUGUGGGUUUCUGUUUGUGGCUCUACAGCAGGACUUAUACUGUACAUGGUAAGACUGGAUGGACAAUAAGCAAACACUGCAUUGUGGGACUUUUGAUAAGAAGACAACAGCCUGGGGACGUGUGGCCAGCGAUGAGUGGUCAUACUGUGUGUGUGUUCAGAAACACCUACUUUAUUUUCAUCUAGAAAAAAAUAAAAGAACAAGUUAAUGGAUGUUUUACUCCCCAGAGGCUUACACCUAUGGAGGCUUAUUUAUUGCUUUUCUGGAACAAGUUUUCUUUGAUUUCUUUCUUUUUUACUUAGAAAUGUAAUGUUUUGCACGUGUGCCAUGCAAUUUUACAGAGUUUCCAGGAGGGCAGGAGCAAUUAUUACGUUUCUUCUUUUUACUUGAUUUGUAAACCAACUGCAUCUGCAUUAGAGAAUGCUGUGAAAAAAGUGACACUAGUUUUUUUAGCUAUGCUUGCUAAAAUAGGCUAUUUGUUUACCAGGGAAAUUCUUUUUGUACUUUUGUCGAUAGGUUGUGUUGCAACCACUUUGGAAUGAUGUUUAAUUUUGUGCUUAUUAUUCAGCAUAGAAAAUGUUAAAACAGUGCCAUAUCUUUGAUGAAAAUCCCACAGGUCGGAAAUACUGUACUGUUUGUCCAGCUGUUAAAUGAUGGGGUGGAUUUUCAUCUCCUAAUAACUACUUACUGACACCUAAUUUAUUGCCAUUUACGUAUUUAUUUAGGCGCAUUUAAUGUAAAUGAAAGAUUAGAUGAGAGACUUUGAAAAGGGAAGGGCAUGGAGAGGGGUUUUGCUGGUAGAGCAGGUGUGCUUAUCUUUGGUGGGAAUGAAGAUUGAUCUGGUUUAUACAAACGAGCGUUGAAGGAAUUUAUUGAUCAGUGUCUAAUUAAAAAAGCCCUGAGGUCAAAACCAAUGUCAAAUCUGACCAUCACCAAAGUGAUAUCAUCAAGGACACCUUACCCGAACAACACAUCACUGACCUUAUACUUAAGAAAAUGCCCCCCAAAAAACAUCUUUUUGUCCUGCACCUCUGGCCUGUAUGAGGAGCUAACCAAACCUGCGGUCCCACAUAUCAGAAAGAGAAAGCACACACGUUUCUCCAGGGGAAUAGAUCACUUCAAUGACGCUCGGUCGUUCGGCAUCACUGCAGAAAAGCACAGCUUACCUUGAGAAUAAUCCAUCAGCAUCACCUCUGUGUAAUUUAAAUGUGAGGUGACCUCACAUCCAUCUAGGGGCUGCAGGAAGAUGAGGCGACCUCCAUGGGGGAAUAAUCACGUUUUCAAUCAUAGAGACCACUUGACUGAAACGACACGCUGCAGAGUGCGAUGGCAGCGACGUGACAACCAAAAACAGAAAGCAUGCAGAACAGUUUCUGUUUCACGGGAGAAUAGUUGAAGCUACUUCACUGCAGCUAUCUGCCGUCUCCGUAAUGACUGCAAUCACCGGAGAAGCUACAGUAUUUCCAUCCAGAAUUGUAUGAGAAAUGUUUUUACUGGUUUCCACAUCUCAUCUCAAUAUAGACGAAUCGUGCAUACUCUCUUUCUUUAGCAGUGUUCUGAAAAGCGUAAUGGGCUGGUUGUGCCAACUAAAUGCUUCUGUCAUGUUUUAAAGUUGUUCCCAGAGGAUGGAAGGCUUCUCCGCUGCCUUGUUAGUGUGAAUCAGAGAAAAUGAGCAGCUCUGGCGGUCACGACCUGCGACCUCCUCUGCUGUUGGAUUGUGGCAGCCAUAUGGAGUUAGAUCAGUGAGAGAAAGUUAAUUUGGAGUGUUUGUACUGGCACAAUAGGGGGACUCGCACUUUGGAUGGGCUUCUGCUCUGGCAGAAUAAAGCAGGGCAUCGGGGUAAAGGGCCUCAAAAAAA
Molecule: messenger RNA, 4154 nt
Organism: Morone saxatilis (striped sea-bass)
Lineage: Eukaryota; Metazoa; Chordata; Actinopteri; Moronidae
Gene: cdk5r1b
Product: cyclin-dependent kinase 5, regulatory subunit 1b (p35)
Exons: 2
Coding region: 554-1462 (302 amino acids)
Biological process (GO): activation of protein kinase activity; positive regulation of cyclin-dependent protein serine/threonine kinase activity; brain development
Cellular component (GO): protein kinase 5 complex; cytoplasm
Molecular function (GO): cyclin-dependent protein serine/threonine kinase activator activity; protein kinase binding
Source: RefSeq, a predicted model, not a curated record